AUGGAUGGUCGGACGACCAGCGAGGCUGCCAGCUUGGCGCAGCUACCAAAACGUGGCUAUCUUGAAAGUGGCAGAAAUAUAUCAGUAAAAUUCAAUGGCCUGGAACUUAAGUGUCCUACUACUGAGCUCUGCCCUCAUCACGAGCUCAGAGGAUGCUCAGAGAGGAUGAUACAAAGAAAACGCUCUCUCAUACUUGUGAGCUCUGCUAUUGGAUUGGCUUGUGGUCUAGCUGCUCUAAUCAUUACACCUUGCAUCUACGCUGCAUUCGAGUACGAUCGACGACUAGCUCGAGCUAGACACAUACGGACAUGGCGUACCGAAUUGGAAUUGGAGCUGGAGCACGAGCGUUUUGAAGACGACUCCGAUGAGGAAAUAGUUCGCGAAAAGCCGCAACAGCCGAAUGUACAGAAGAUCGACCAAAAGCCGAAUUUUUUGGAUUCUGAAUCACUUAUUAUAGAGCCGUUAGAUCAGAAAGUUGUCACAGAUGCUGUAUCUUCGGAGCGGGAUGAUCACGAGUUCCCUGGUAAGACGAAUUUGAUAAAAAGCGUGAGAUCUUCGCGAGACAACUCGGAUAUCAGUCAAAGUGGACGGGCUCUGGCCGGUGAUGGAGGGAAGGAAACACUACGACAAAACUCUCUGCCCAAAAUAGUUGCCAAAAGCACAAGAACACCUGGUCCAUAUAAAAAAUCCGAGUCACUUUUAUCACCAGCUAAUCAGCCACUCCUCGAAGAAAACCGAACAACACCCUCUCCAGAGCACAGCAAGGGGUCUUGCGAAAGAAAACCACCAUCACCAUGUUCAGGGAGGAAUAAGCGAUCACAAAUGGUGGUCGCAGUUUACGAUAAAAAAACGGUCGGCUGA
Molecule: messenger RNA, 861 nt
Organism: Cooperia oncophora
Lineage: Eukaryota; Metazoa; Nematoda; Chromadorea; Rhabditida; Trichostrongylidae
Source: the annotation of a GenBank genome assembly